Molecule: messenger RNA, 527 nt
Organism: Funneliformis mosseae
Lineage: Eukaryota; Fungi; Glomeromycota; Glomeromycetes; Glomerales; Glomeraceae
Source: the annotation of a GenBank genome assembly
AUGGACAACCGCCAAACAAUGGAAAUGGACAACCUCCAAACAACGGAAAUGGACAACCGCCAAACAAUGGAAAUGGACAACCCCCAAAUAACGGUGAUGGUCAACCGCAAAACAACGGUGAUGGUCAACCAAAAGAUGGAAAAGAACCCGACGAAUAUAAAAAGACAAUUGAUACUAAAACAAUUGAACCAACUGCAACUUGUGGUUCUCCUAAUGAUCCUGGAUGCAAACCUCCACCAGGAGUCUGGACAACGACCACAACAACGGUUACAUUAUUUUUUGCCGGUUAUACAACAACAAUCACAACAAAAAAUGAUAAAGGAGAAAUUACAACUUUCGCAACAUACAUCCCUCCAUCUACCGUAGUUGUGGUGAAAAAAGUCGCUGUCACUGCACCUGCGGUUGAGGAUCCAAAUAUUAUUUCGGAUUCAACCAUGUUACAAAAUUUUAAUAGCCAUGGCUUAUGUGGUGUUAUGUUAAGUUUAGCUGUUGUUGCCACAUCUUUAAUUUUUAUGAUCGUCGCGUAA